Messenger RNA from Alosa alosa (allis shad), 1782 nucleotides. RefSeq names its product tRNA selenocysteine 1-associated protein 1-like. Gene Ontology annotation, molecular function: tRNA binding. The coding region runs from base 255 to 860 and encodes 201 amino acids. The transcript has 7 exons. NCBI's taxonomy places the organism in Eukaryota, Metazoa, Chordata, Actinopteri, Clupeiformes, Clupeidae. The record is from RefSeq and is a predicted model, not a curated record. Gene Ontology annotation, cellular component: nucleus. Gene Ontology annotation, biological process: selenocysteine incorporation.
GUAUAUAUAUAUAUAUAAAAACUUUGGUUUGGACAAAGUAUUGUAUUUUCCACAUUCACUUGUCUUUAAAGGUGCUCUAAGCGACGUUACGCAGUUUUCUUUUCAGCUGUGAAGAUAAUUAUUUCAAAUCUGUAUUUCAAAAAGUGGAACGUUUCGGCUUUUAUUUUGAUAAAAUUAUAGCGGGUGGCCAUAUUGUUGCGGAAUACACUCAGCUGCUGUUCGCUAGCAUCUGUGAAGUAAAUUUAUUGAUAAGAAUGACGUGUUUGUGGAUGGGAAAUCUUGAGCCCUAUAUGGACGAGAAAUUCAUUACUCGUGCUUUUGCCACAAUGGGAGAAUUGGCUAUUGGUGUGAGGAUCAUCCGCAACAAAAUGAACUGGGGUGCGGCGGGCUACUGCUUCGUGGAACUGUCAGAUGAAGCGACGGCCGAAAGGUGUCUCCGUAAGAUCAACGGAAAGUCUAUUCCCGGAGCAACACCGCCAAGGAAGUUCAAGCUAAAUCACGCUACAUAUGGGAAGCAAGGAGAGAUGAGGAGCCGAGGGGGCUACACUGACAACAGGUACUCUCAGCCUUACUCCUACGACCAAAACCAGUACUACCAGCAAUACCCAGAUUACUAUUCAAAUUGGGGUUAUCAGAGCAUAGGAAGUUAUGAUGGGUACGACUACAGUCAGUAUGACUGCAGUAAUCAGACCUAUGAGGAAGUUUUUCAAGAUCUUGACUGUCUUGAAGACCCUGCAGAGGAGAUAGAUGUAGCUGAGGCCAAUAGGCUGUUUAUUGAGGAGAGUGAGGAGCUGUAUGACGCCCUUAUAGACUGCCACUGGCCCACACUGGAUUCCCCAGAUCCCACCACAGCCCAGUAGAGUACCAGGAAUCAACUCCCGGCAUUUGACUGAAACCUUUGUUACAGUUCAUUCUGACUGAUUCACAGCUCAGAAUUUAGAGCAGAGGGACGUAUGCAUCCAUGCCAGACAGGCAGGCAGGUGUUACCUUACCUGUUGACUCAAGUGGGCAGUGCGUCCUCCUGGCUGUUUCUUGGACACAAGCUGAACAUGGAAUGGGCACCCUCCUUUCCACAUUAGUUGACCUCCACACAUUUUUUUUUUUUAGAAAUGUCCUUUUACUGUGAAAUAUUGUUGAAUAACAGCUUUGCUUGACGAAAAGAGAAAUGUCUGAUAAGAGAGUGUAUUUAGAGUGUCAUCUACUUCCUUUGAGUAAUGCUCAGUACUGGAACAGAGGAUUCUUCUUACUGCUGGUUUGGAAUGGAGAGGAUUUACUCAACCAAUGUGCAAUCCCGUGCUCUGAACUUCUUGACAGUUUGAAGGACAGUCUUAUUUAUGUUUUAAUAGAUGGUUAAGGGCAGCAGUGUUCCGAAUGAAACAAGUCACAGUUGUUCCACGUGACCCCUAAGCAGUCAUGGCAACUGUACAGCUGUGUACUUUAUCAUGGCUCAGUUUCAAAUGGGAAUGAGUUAGACAAAAUAAGCCCUCAGAUAUUUGACAUGCCAAGGGGAAUUUAUGAAGAAUUAGGUCUGGAAUCUUAAAAUGGAAUUUCAAGUACCUAAUUCUCUUCUCCCUCAGAAGAGGAAGGGGGAAACACUGUGGAUAAUCAUUUGCAAACUCACCACAUAUUUAAUUUCAGGUUGUUAUUGGGAUUCAACCUCAUCCAACCUUACUAGUCAUUAGCUAAACUCACCCAAACCUUGGCAUUCUUUUUGUACAAGAGCAGUGUGUGUUGAACUGAACUGAUUUUGCAAAAACUAAGGAAUACAUUUUUGGAAAGGUA